ACCUUCCUUUCUUCCUCAAUCUAAACCAACAGUACCCUUAAUUCCCAUGGCUGAGCCACUACGCGAUCCAACGUCCGGAACUCGACGCAAGGGCGUCCUGGGAAAGCAUGCUACGGCACCGGCGGAGGCAGAGCCGGUGCCGGGAGCGGCUCCGUGUGGGGCAUGCAAGUUCUUGAGGAGGAAGUGCAUCAGUGGGUGUAUAUUUGCACCCCACUUCGGGUCCGACCAAGGAGCAGCUCGGUUUGCAGCCGUGCACAAGGUGUUCGGUGCAAGUAACGUGUCGAAGCUCUUGCUGCAUAUACCGGUGAGCCGGAGACACGAUGCUGUGGUUACAAUAUCGUAUGAAGCUCAGGCGAGGUUAUCCGACCCAGUUUAUGGUUGCGUAUCCACCAUACUUGCUUUACAACAGCAGGUGGCAUCUCUGCAAGCGGAGCUGGGAAUGGUGCAAACUCAGCUUAUAAACAGCAGGUUUGCAUACGCAAAUGCCAUUCAGAACUCACAGCAAAACAAUAAUAUUGCAGUGCUGCAGCCGGCGUUCUCCAACAACUCUUCUGCUUCGAAUAACCUCAUCAGCAUGAGUGGUUUCACAACAGAUUUCGACCUUGCACCGUCCUCCCAUAGCAUAGAGCCUCUACAGCUUUCACGACCAUCCCACGAUGAGGAAGAAGAUGAGGAACAGAGUCGGAUUCCAUCUAUGUUUGCCAAUAAGAUACUUCACCGGAGAUGAUUUUUUUCUUAUCAGCACCAUGCAUGCUAGCUAAUUGGUGCUCCUGCUUAGAACUAUAUAUCACUUUUUUUUCGCAAAUUAAAAAAAAAAAAAGAAAAAAAAAAGAGAAAGAUUUCUUUACCCAUAGCAUAAUAAUGCAUGUGGUAAGAAAUUCCCUAGCUAAUAUAUCACAUGUAUUUAUAUAUAUUGUGGUUAAAA
This is a messenger RNA of Alnus glutinosa, 925 nucleotides long. Its product is annotated as LOB domain-containing protein 20. The transcript has 2 exons. Gene Ontology annotation, biological process: positive regulation of DNA-templated transcription; hormone-mediated signaling pathway. NCBI's taxonomy places the organism in Eukaryota, Viridiplantae, Streptophyta, Magnoliopsida, Fagales, Betulaceae. Gene Ontology annotation, cellular component: nucleus. The record is from RefSeq and is a predicted model, not a curated record. The coding region runs from base 47 to 727 and encodes 226 amino acids.